UGCUGCGCCGAUUGGGGCGCUCGAUUCGGGGAAGAGAGAUGUCGUGCUUGUUGGAGGCCCCUCUCCGCAUCAGUGUGCUAUCUGAAGUCACUGCCACUAGCCGCCAUUAUGUUGACAGACUGUUCGACCCCGACCCACAGAAAGUGCUUCAGGGAGUCGUUGACAUGAAGAAUGCUGUUAUAGGAAACAACAAGCAGAAGGCCAAUCUGAUUGUCCUUGGAGCUGUGCCCAGGUUACUGUACCUGCUCCAGCAGAGCUCAUCCAGUCUGGAGCUACGGACCGAGUGUGCCGUAGUGCUAGGCAGCCUGGCCAUGGGCACCGAGAACAACAUCAAGUCCUUGGUGGACUGUCACAUCAUCCCUGCUCUUCUUCAAGGUCUCCUGUGUCCAGAUCUGAUCUUCAUUGAAGCUUGUCUUCGAUGCCUCAGAACGGUUUUCAUCAGUCCUGUCACCCCUGUGCAGCUGCUCUAUACUGACCCCACUGUGAUUCCCCACCUGAUGUCUCUAUUGAGCCGCUCACAAAGAACGCAGGAGUACAUCACACAGAUCUUCUCCCACUGUUGUAAGACCCCAGAGCACCAGACGGUUCUUUUCAACCAUGGUGCUAUCCAGAACAUUGCCCCUCUGCUUAAUUCACCCUCUUAUAAGGUCCGGAUGCAGGCGUUAAAGUGUUUCUCAGUCCUGGCCUAUGAGAACACUCAGGUCUCAGUGACACUGGUGAAUGUGCUGGUGGAUGGCGAGCUGCUUUCUCAGGUAUUUGUCAGAAUGAUGCAAAGGGAUCAGCCCAUUGAAAUGCAGCUAACAGCAGGCAAAUGUUUAACAUACAUGUGUCGAGCAGGUGCCAUCAGGACAGAUGACAGCUGCAUAGUCCUAAAGACGCUGCCAUGCCUCGUGCGAAUGUGCAGUAAAGAGCAUCUGCUUGAGGAGAGGGUGGAGGGUGCAGAGACACUGGCCUACCUGAUGGAGCCCGAUGUCGAGCUGCAGAGGAUUGCCAGCACCACUGACCACCUGGUGGCCAUGCUGGCUGACUACUUCAAAUACCCCAGCUCUGUGUCAGCCAUCACUGACAUCAAAAGGCUGGACCAUGACCUGAAACAUGCACACGAGCUGAGACAAGCUGCUUUCAAACUUUAUGCCUCGUUAGGCUCAAACGAUGAGGACAUCCGCAAAAAGAUCACAGAGACAGAGAACAUGAUGGACAGAAUAGUCAGCGGAUUAUCAGAAUCGAGCAUUAAAGUCCGUUUAGCAGCUGUCAGGUGCCUUCACAGUCUUUCACGAUCGGUGCAGCAGCUGAGGACCAGCUUCCACGACCACGCUGUGUGGAAGCCCCUCAUGAAGUUGUUGCAGAAUGCCCCAGAUGAAGUCCUGGUCAUGGCAUCCUCUACACUAUGCAAUUUACUACUGGAGUUCUCACCCAGCAAAGAGCCCAUCCUGGAGUCAGGGGUGAUUGAAUUACUAUGCAGCCUGACCCAAAGUGACAGUCCUGCACUGAGGGUCAAUGGAAUCUGGGCUCUUAUGAACAUGGCGUUCCAGGCAGAUCAGAAGGUGAAGGUGGAGAUAGUUCGGUGCUUGGGUACAGAACAGUUGUUCCGCCUGCUGUCAGACCCCGACACCAAUGUACUCAUGAAGACCCUUGGUUUGCUGCGCAAUCUGCUGUCAACACGUCCGCACAUUGACCAGAUCAUGAGCUCUCAUGGGAAGCAGAUCAUGCAGGCAGUGACCCUCAUCCUGGAAGCAGAGCACAGUAUAGAGGUCAAAGAACAGACGCUGUGCAUUCUAGCAAACAUUGCCGAUGGAAACACGGCCAAGGAACUCAUCAUGACCAAUGACGACAUGCUCCAAAAAAUCAAAUACUACAUGGGGCAUUCGAAUGUGAAGCUGCAGCUCGCUGCCACUUUCUGCAUCUCGAACCUUAUCUGGAACGAGGAGGACGGUUCUCAGGAGCGUCAGGACAAGCUGAGGGAGAUGGGCUUUGUGGACAUUCUGCACAAACUCACCCAGGCCUCUGACUCCAACCUUAGCGACAGGGCGAAGACGGCACUGCAGCAGUACCUAGCGUGACCUCUACUGACAGCCUAACAAUCCCCGGGAGGACGCCUGCCACUGGUUCUGCUUUCUUUUUGAUUUAAUCUUCAGGCUUCUUUUGUUGCACGACGACACCUUUUGUGGACCUGUGACCGGCCUCCCCUCACACCCCCACUCAGUACCACCAACUUGACAGACUUGUUCACUCCAGACCUGAUCCUGGAGAGUUUGAUGCUGUGGUUGUUGAGAAAACAACGGUUUGGAGGGUUUUGCUUGUUUUUCCUGUUUAUUUUCUUCAUCAGUGAUGAAGCAAUUUUUUUUUUUUUUUCCUAUUUGGGACUUUUUUUUCCUGUCUCUUGGAGUGCAGCAGCCUGGCCGCACCGCCCUGGUGCUUUUGGACUCCUGACUGUGGGGCUUCUGGUCUCGGAGAACCAGACGACGAACAUCUGACAUGAGCACGGCUGUGAGACAGCUAAGCUUUGCAGUUUUGUUUUUGAAUUUUUAAUUCUAAUGAUAUUAAAGUUUCCUUAAUGCAAGAAAGAACACAUUUAGAGAAACACAAACUGCCUAUUUUGGGUGUUUUCUGUUUUUUGUGGAUACAU
Messenger RNA from Monopterus albus (swamp eel), 2626 nucleotides. It is a transcript of the gene armc8, whose product is annotated as armadillo repeat containing 8. The record is from RefSeq and is a predicted model, not a curated record. The coding region runs from base 39 to 2060 and encodes 673 amino acids. Lineage: Eukaryota; Metazoa; Chordata; Actinopteri; Synbranchiformes; Synbranchidae. Gene Ontology annotation, biological process: proteasome-mediated ubiquitin-dependent protein catabolic process. Gene Ontology annotation, cellular component: GID complex. The transcript is spliced from 22 exons. Gene Ontology annotation, molecular function: protein binding.